Messenger RNA from Acanthosepion pharaonis, 1182 nucleotides. The record is from the annotation of a GenBank genome assembly. Lineage: Eukaryota; Metazoa; Mollusca; Cephalopoda; Sepiida; Sepiidae.
AUGCUAUUCGAAGCGAAUAUGCCCCUUUUUCUUUAUUUUUUUUCUUUAUUUCUUUUCUCGGUCAUUCUGCCUCCGUCUCUUUCGUCUUCGCUCUAUUUUCUUUCGUCUCCCAACAUAUUUACCGUGCAAUCUCUCUCUCUCUCUCUCCUUUUUUUUCUUGCAACUAUUACCAUUUCAACUUCUUCUUUUGCUUACUAUGCUUCAUUCUCGUCUUCUUUCUUUCUUCCUUUUAUUCAUGUUUAUUUAUACACUUUUGCACUAAUAUUUUUCUCCUAUUCUUUCUCCUUUUCUUUCUUAUUUCUUUUUUCCUUAAUUAUGAUCUCUCGUUUUUUCUUUCUUCCUUUUUCAUUCUGCAUGCCUUCCAACUAUGAUUUUCCCAUUUUCAUUUCUUUAAUCGAACCUUUUUAUUUUUAUUUACGUCUCAUCAUUUCUCUUUCACUGUCUGCAACCGUUUCUCUCCCCUCUCUCUCAUUCUCUCACUAUCUCUCAUUAAAAAUUAAUAAUUUCUACACUUUCUUCCAUGUAUCUCUUUACCCAUACAAUAUACUAUCAAACGCAGUCUUCUCUGUCUUUCUAGUCAUCUCGACCUUUCUCCCUGAUCACUCUUCCCAACCUGAUCAGUCAUCUCAACCUGUUCACAAUUCCUCCAAUCUUGUUCUCACUUCCCAAUCUACUUUCCCACUUUCCAAUCUACUUUCCCUCUUCCCAAUCUAUGUUCUCCCUUCCCAAUCUAACUUCACUCUUCUCAACCUGAUCACUCUUCUCAACCUGAUCACUCUUCUCAACCUGAUCACUCUUCUCAACCUGAUCACACUUCUCAACCUGAUCACUCUUCUCAACCUGAUCACUCUUUUCAACCUGAUCACUCUUCUCAACCUGUUCAGUCAUCUCAACCUUCAUUUCAACCGGUUCACAAUUCCCAAUCUACUUUCCCUCUUCCCAAUCAAUGUUCUCCCUUCACAAUCUAACUUCACUCUUCUCAACUUGUUCAGUCAUCUCAACCUGUUCACACUUCCCAAUCUACUUUCCCACUUCCCAAUCUACUUUCCCUCUUCCCAAUCUAGGUUUCCCCACUUCCCAAUCUACUUUCCCUUCCCAAUCUACUUCCCACUUCCCAAUCUACAUUCCCAUUUCCCAAUCUAUGUUCUUCUUCCCAAUCUAACUUCACUCUUCUCAACCUGA